AGCCGACCUGGCCCAGGCCCGGCCGGCGACCGCCCCCCCGCAGUGGCCCGUGGGCCGCGCGCCGGCGGCGCGGUGGCGUCGGGGCCGGCAUGGCCGCGCGAGCCUCGUCGGCGGCGCUGCGGGACAUAGACCCGGCGCGGAUUGCGAGGCUGAAGACGUUCUUCGCCCGCGCUUCCGUGGCCACAAGGCUGCUGCAGUCGAGGCUGGCGCUGCCCAUCGCCUACCCGUUCAACUCCGCCAUGCUGCGGGAGGGCAGCGGUAACGUGGGCGCGCUGAACCCGAAGGACUGGAAGGACUCCGAGAUCCAGCGGGGGCUGGCGCACGUGACGCCGAUCGUCACGGGCAUGGCGAAGGUCGCGCCGCUGCUGAAGGCGGCGCAGGCGCUCGCACACGUCCGGGGCGGGGGCACGCGGCACGUUGCGCAGGACCCUGCCGAGGCCAGCGAGGAGACGGAUAUCCGCAUCGACCACAUGCGCCCCCAGCGCCUCUUCGGGUCGGGCUACGGCCGCGGGCCCGGCACGAAGAACACCAAGACGGGCAAGGGCUACGGGUGGGACGAUGUGUGCAGCGGCACCAACGUGGACUCGCCGAUGAACCGCAUGACGGUGGACCCAUGGGAUGACACGCCAGAGCUGCACAGGCUGAAGGGCAGAAAGUUCGUGUCGAAGACCAAGUGGGACAAGAACAAGAGUGGAUCGCAAUGAUGGCCGCCUGCAUUCGUCGGAGCGUGGCGGUGGCGGAGGCUCGAAAAGCAUCAGCCAUCUUGCGACCACGAGGCAGCAAUGGGGUAGCUAUGCGCAGGGAUGCCGAUCAGACCUCCCAGGAGGCCGGAGGUGCCGAGCGGAAGCAUUGAUGGUACAUGGUUUUCG
This is a messenger RNA of Prorocentrum cordatum, 869 nucleotides long. NCBI's taxonomy places the organism in Eukaryota, Dinophyceae, Prorocentrales, Prorocentraceae. The record is from the annotation of a GenBank genome assembly.